Molecule: messenger RNA, 983 nt
Organism: Larimichthys crocea (large yellow croaker)
Lineage: Eukaryota; Metazoa; Chordata; Actinopteri; Sciaenidae
Product: calglandulin
Exons: 5
Coding region: 428-928 (166 amino acids)
Cellular component (GO): myosin II complex
Molecular function (GO): calcium ion binding
Source: RefSeq, a predicted model, not a curated record
GAGGGAGGUGCACAAACACGUACUAAUGGCUAACAGCAAGCUAAUUGCAGUUCCCAUAAGUGGACUAUGUGAGGAGGAUGAGGUCAGAAAAUGCAUCUGAUGAUCUGAACAUAUUUAGUUGUCUUGUCUUUAGCCCUUUAUGCCUUCGUUAGAUUUAGAAUGACAUCACAUUCGAACUAGUUACAACUUUACCAAAGCAGUUCUUUUCCAUUAUUCAAUUUCCAUUAUUAUUAACUAUGCUGUAAAACAUUUGUUAGUUGAGCUCGGUAUCCAAAUAUUCCUCAUGGGUGAUUAGCAAGUCCACCCUUUAAGUGCCAUAAAAGGUCUUAAAGCAUGCUCUUCUAAGCUCUGGGGAAAGAGCAUUAGAAGUGUAUUAAUGAUGAGGCUAAGACCUCCUCUCAUUCUACAGUAACUGUUGUCACAGUGCAUGUCCUCAGCUGUGUUUGGACUACCAGAGAAAAUGGCCAGCAAGUUAACACAAGAGCAGAUCACAGAGUACAAAGGAGUUUUUGAGAUGUUCGAUGAAGAUGGAAAUGGAGACGUGAAGACGCAGGAGCUGGAGAGACUGAUGAGUUUAAUGGGAAUCAAUCCCACAAAGAGAGAGCUCAGCCAGAUGGCCAAAGAUGUGGACAAAAGUGGUAAAGGCAUAUUUAACUGUGACAGCUUCCUGGGUCUGAUGGCGCUGUACCACGAAAGAACCAAGAACCAGGAUGCUGAACUCAGAGCUGCCUUUAAAGUAUUUGACAAAGAGGCCAAGGGAUAUAUUGACUGGAACACGCUCAAAUACGUACUGAUGAAUGCAGGGGAACCACUUAAUGAGAUCGAGGCAGAGCAGAUGAUGAAGGAGGCAGAUAAAGAUGGAGAUGGAACCAUUGAUUAUGAAGAAUUUGUGGCCAUGAUGACCGGGAACUUGUUCAAAAUGAGCUGAAGACCUUGUGGAUAUUCUGCAACUUUUGUGUUACAAUUACACACAAUUAAAAAAA